CGGGAGGGGGCUGAGGCUGCCGGGAAGGCGAUGGGGGAAGCCCCCAGGAGCCCCGGUGGGAAAUGAGGCCAGGCUGCCGGCUGCGUGUCAUCCCUGCCCAGUCCCGCCGGCCGCGGCUGCUGCCGCCACCCCUCCCUCCCACCCCGUGCCUGUCGCCUCUCACUGUCGCCCUGCUUUCCCAGAGCAGAGUCCCUUCUCCUCGACACUGCCUGGCUUGGAAAGGAGUCUGACUCAUCCCGGCUGGGCCUCGGCAGAUGCCGGAGGGAACAGCCUCGUCCCAGUGCCCUGUGCCUGUGGAAGGAGCCAUGCUUCACUUCUUGGAUUGGUUUGUGCCAGUGUAUCUGAUGAUCUCCAUUCUCAUCCUGGUGGGCUUUGGAGCUUGCAUUUACUACUUUGAGCCAGGACUCCAGGAAGCCCAUAAGUGGCGAACCCAGAGACCGAUCAUGGAGCGAGACCUUCGGAAGACGCUAAUGAUUCGGGACAACUUGGCCUUUGGGGUGCCUGAGGUAUGACAUACUGCCCAUCAAGGCCAGAAGAGCCUCUCCUGGGUGGGCAAAAGUCCACGGGGCAACAGUCCUGCCCUGCAUAAGCUGGGCUGAUCAUCACUUCGCUCUUAGCUGAUCUUUUUGCCCCUUUGCUUCUUAGGCAAGAUUUGUGUGACACUGUAGACCUGGGGCUUCCCUUGUACUCACAGCCCUUCACCCAGCCAAGGACUUCUACACCUCCCCAUGGCCAAGACUGAUGAAUCACUUAAAUGAAAAGUCCCUUGUUAAUGAGGAACUUGAGCUUGAGCUGCCUGGCACCUUGACAGGACCUUCAGUAGGAAAGGUCUCCGCAAGGAUGCCAGGCUUGCAAAGGGAUACAGAGCCUUUUAUUCCCAUUCAUUUGGUUAAAUCUAACCCAGAGUGGAAGUCCAGAGGGUAUUUCAGGGGAAAUAAAUUGCAUUUCAACCCAGAUCAUUACUUCAGUUGAGCAUGUCACAGCACCCACCCUUGGUGCUGGGAUGGUAACCUUGCUGAGGCUCUGUGCAGAGGGGCCAAGGGCUCAGCAAGCUCCACAGACUGAAUGCCUUCAUCCCUGAUGAAGGCUCACUGCUUCUCUGUGUCUGUUUGGGAGAUGGAGAAGAUCCGUUCCAGAUGUACCACAUGCUAAUUAAAGAUCUUUACUAAAGAGAUCCAA
Messenger RNA from Pogoniulus pusillus (Red-fronted tinkerbird), 1179 nucleotides. It is a transcript of the gene SMIM45, whose product is annotated as small integral membrane protein 45. Bases 255 to 512 code for a protein of 85 amino acids. The transcript has 2 exons. The record is from RefSeq and is a predicted model, not a curated record. NCBI's taxonomy places the organism in Eukaryota, Metazoa, Chordata, Aves, Piciformes, Lybiidae.